Closterium sp. Naga37s-1 is the source of this 285-nucleotide messenger RNA. NCBI's taxonomy places the organism in Eukaryota, Viridiplantae, Streptophyta, Zygnematophyceae, Desmidiales, Closteriaceae. The record is from the annotation of a GenBank genome assembly.
CCCAGCCAUCGGUGGUGGCAUCGGUAGCUGCAGCGGAGCAGUCGCCGUAUGCGCGCGCGCAGGAGGAGCAGGAUGAGGACGUGGGGCUGCUGGACGGUCGCAUCCGCCCCUGUCCCCUGGCGGUCAACCCCAACUGUAUCUCCACCUCCUCCCUCAGCCUUGCCUACUCGCCACCUUGGACCGUGCCUUCCCUCAGUGCCUUCAGGGCCGUGCAGAGGCUAGAGGGAGUGCUUCUCUCUGCGCUCAAGAACCCGGUCAUCGAGGAGUCAGUAGAUGUCGCUGAUG